AUGGGGCGCUUUGCAUUAAGACGGCAGCCAACCUAUCUACGUUUAAUUCGCCACACUGCCUCCACAUUAGACACAAUCCCGAUGACCAUGACAAUGGACGACACAGCAUCACCAACAAACACAACUACAGGUUCAAGCAAGCAUGUAAUGCAAGAUAUCAUUACCAAAAAAUCAACUGGCUACAUUUUUACCAUCGUCUACAUCUACAUCAUCACACUUGCUCUAUUCCCGUCGAUUACAGUGCUUGUUCGAUCUGUCAGCAACAUAGAUGCAGCGACAUUUAUCUCGCUUCACUUUUUGCUAUUCAAUAUUGGCGAUUGGGUCGGUAGAACGUUACCUAUAUUUGCAUGUUGCCAGGUAUAUUCCAGCAAGGCAUUGAUCUGUGUCUCGUUGGCCAGAACAUUGUUCAUUCCCUUGUUUUUCAGUUGCAAUUUACAUGACAGCAGCAACAGCAGUACACCUCUUUUGAAUAGCGACAUGUUGUACUUUGGUCUUAUCCUGCUGUUUGCUAUUAGCAAUGGAUGGCUGACGAGUCUUGUUUUCAUAGCAGCACCAAGCCGAGUCAGCCACAAUGAAAAGUCGGUUGUAGGCAGUGUGAUUAGCUUCUUUUUGGUUGUUGGAUUAGCCUUGGGAGGAUUAACUAGUUUUUUAUUCAAAUAA
Mucor velutinosus is the source of this 660-nucleotide messenger RNA. It is a transcript of the gene GCV2, whose product is annotated as glycine decarboxylase subunit P. Lineage: Eukaryota; Fungi; Mucoromycota; Mucoromycetes; Mucorales; Mucoraceae. The coding region runs from base 1 to 660 and encodes 219 amino acids. The transcript has a single exon. Gene Ontology annotation, molecular function: nicotinamide riboside transmembrane transporter activity; nucleobase transmembrane transporter activity. The record is from RefSeq and is a predicted model, not a curated record. Gene Ontology annotation, cellular component: fungal-type vacuole membrane. Gene Ontology annotation, biological process: nucleoside transmembrane transport.